UGGGCCGCAGCGCCCAUGCCGUGAGGCCGGAGUCGCCCCUCCGCCAGCAUGCCGUGGGACGCUCAGCGGCCUGGGGGCGGUGCGAUCGGCGGGCCCGAAGGUGGCAGCGCGGCGCGCUCGCGGGCGCAGAAGCAGUGCCGGAAGUCCUCAUUCGCCUUCUACCAAGCAGUGCGCGACCUGCUACCGGUGUGGCUGCUGGAGGACAUGCGCGCCAGCGAGGCCUUCCACUGGGACGAGCGCGGGCGCGCCACUGCCUACUCGCCGUCAGAGGCGCUGCUCUACGCGCUCGUGCACGACCACCAGGCCUACGCGCACUACUUGCUGGCCACGUUCCCGCGGCGCGCGCUUGCGCCGCCCAGCGCCGGCUUCCGCUGCUGUGCGGCGCCUGGGCCGCACGUGGCGCUGGCCGUGCGCUACAACCGCGUGGGCAUCCUGCGUCGCAUCCUGCGCACCGUGCGUGACUUCCCCGCCGAAGAGCGCGCCCGCCUGCUCGACCGACGCGGCUGUGGCCGCGUGGAGGGUGGCGGCACGUCCCUGCACGUGGCCUGCGAGCUGGCGCGCCCUGAGUGCCUCUUCUUGCUGCUGGGCCACGGCGCCUCGCCUGCUCUGCGCGAUGGUGGUGGCCUCACGCCGCUCGAGUUGCUGCUGCGCCGGCUGGACCUUGACUCCGGGGCCACUCCCGCCCCCGGGGCGCCCGCAAUACCCGCAGAGCCGCGCCAGCGCCGCCUGCUGCUGCUUGACUUGCUGGUGCUGUACACGCCUGCGGGUGCUGCCGGCCCUACCCGCUGCGAGCUGCUGGGCGACCGGCCGCGCUGGCAGCGGCUGCUGGGCGAAGACAAGUUCCAGUGGCUGGCGGGCCUAACGCCGCCCUCGCUCUUCGUGCGCGCCAUGCAGGUGCUGGUCGCCUCCAUCUCGCCCUGCCGCUUCCCCGAGGCCCUGGACGAGCUGCCGCUGCCGCCCUUCCUGCAGCCUCUGGACCUCACGGGCAAGGGCUAGCCCACGGGGCGCCCGCGGCACUGGAUUUUCGGAGAACGCUAUUUUUCAGAGAGUUGUACCUAGCACUUUACAUACACUGAUCUCUGUACAUUAGAA
Messenger RNA from Pteronotus mesoamericanus, 1092 nucleotides. It is a transcript of the gene ANKRD9, whose product is annotated as ankyrin repeat domain 9. Gene Ontology annotation, molecular function: protein binding. The transcript has a single exon. The coding region runs from base 49 to 996 and encodes 315 amino acids. NCBI's taxonomy places the organism in Eukaryota, Metazoa, Chordata, Mammalia, Chiroptera, Mormoopidae. The record is from RefSeq and is a predicted model, not a curated record.